Molecule: messenger RNA, 1439 nt
Organism: Loxodonta africana (African savanna elephant)
Lineage: Eukaryota; Metazoa; Chordata; Mammalia; Proboscidea; Elephantidae
Product: olfactory receptor 14C36-like
Exons: 1
Coding region: 438-1439 (333 amino acids)
Biological process (GO): G protein-coupled receptor signaling pathway
Cellular component (GO): membrane
Molecular function (GO): G protein-coupled receptor activity; odorant binding; olfactory receptor activity
Source: RefSeq, a predicted model, not a curated record
UUAUUGACACUUUUGAGCACUAAGGUCCUGUCACCAGGUGGUUAGAGGUGUGACUAAAUAUAUGAGCCCAGGAUUCCAUUUCCUUUUCUUGUAUAGUUUCAGCUCAGGUGUGCAGGUAAUUGGUCAACAAGUCAGUGGUGCAGUUUCUCACCUACAGUGGUAGAUGAGCAGGGUGAUUGGUACAGGCACAGGCAUCUGUUUGCAGGAGGGGAUCAUGCUCUGAGGAAGGCAGAGGUGACUAAUAGAAAUUUCUGCAAUAUGUACAUUAGAUUAUAUUCUAUACCACUACCUUGGAAAUAAACUGUACAAGUAAUAAGAAAAAGGGAUCAGAAGAAAGUAUGAUAUUAUUUUGUACUAAGCAAUACCAACUAGAGAAGAUAAAAUUGUAUAAACGUUAGAAAAGGAACAUACUGAGGCUAAUUUUUCCCUCAUGUUUCAUGCUCUCCACUUUUUUCCAAAAUUAUUUGCAUUUGUCUCUCCUGUCCAAAGCAAAGUACCCAAAGAUGCCUAAUUCUACCACAGUGACUGAAUUCCUGCUUACAAGAUUUUCUGAUGUGUGGGAGCUCAGAGUUUUGCACUCCAUGUUAUUCCUACUGACGUACUUGGCAACCCUAAUGGAGAACUUUCUCAUUGUCACAGUAACCACUUUUGACAAGAGUCUUCACACCCCCAUGUAUUUCUUCCUUAGGAAUCUAUCUGUCCUGGAUACAUGCUACAUUUCUGUUACUGUACCCAAAGCAUGUGUCAUCUUCCUGCUUGACAACAGGGUAAUUUCCAUGGUUGGAUGUGCAGCUCAGAUCUUCCUUGUGGUUUUGUGUGCUUUUGCCGAGAUGCUGUUCCUCACUAUUAUGGCCUAUGACCGCUAUGUGGCCGUCUGCCAUCCUCUCCACUACCCUGUGAUCAUGAACCGUCGCGUUUGUGUCCAGAUGACACUGAUCUCCAUACUCAGUGGUGUUAUCUACUCAGGAUUUCACAUGGGCAACACAUUCUGGUUGAUCUUUUGUCAGUCCAACGUGGUUCACCUGUUCUUCUGUGACAUACCCUCUCUUUUGAAGCUCUCCUGCUCUGACACCUCCAGCAAUGAGAUUGAAAUUUUUGUCUCUGCACUAGUAAUUGCAGGUGGCUGCUUUUUUUUAAUCAUUAUGUCUUAUAUUCGCAUAUUUUCCACUGUGUUCAAGAUUCCAAUUGGGGGAGAGAGAGGAAAGGCCUUUUCCACCUGUGUCCCUCAUAUUGUUGUGGUAACAAUCUUUGCCAUCACAGGCUCUGCUGUGUACAUGAAUCCAAUCUCCAAAUCCAACUCAUUUCAGGACAUGAUUAUUUCUGUGUUCUAUUGUAUAGCCCCUCCUUUCCUAAAUCCUAUUAUCUAUAGUCUUAAAAACAAGCAGAUAAAAGAGGCAUUAAGCAGAAUUAUAAAAAGAAUGCUCUAUUCAGGAAAAUGA